AUGAAAGCACAACAUGCUUUUCAAAGCUUCCAAACCAAGCUCCAACUUUCUUCCAAAGUCCCAUUCCAUGUAUUAAACAACACAGAAAUAGAUGAGGCUUUUUUUUUUUGCUUUUCUCCCCCAGAACUUGACUGGCUCUCUAGAGUGUAUGUGAAUCGACCUGCAGUUGUGCGGCAUGCAGAGCAAAUUAAAACGUGGAGAACUGUGAAAGGUAAUUGGCAAGCUGCUUGGCUGCUGAAAGCUGUCACCUGCAUAGACCUCACCACGCUUUCGGGCGAUGACACUCCUUCCAAUGUUCAAAGACUGUGUUUUAAAGCAAAGCAUCCUAUCAGAGAGGAUCUGCUCAAAGUUUUGAACAUGCAUGAUAAAGGCAUUACUGUGGGAGCAGUUUGUGUAUAUCCUGCAAGAGUCACCGAUGCUGUUAAUGCCCUAAAGGCUGCUGGUUGCAACAUACCAGUAGCAUCAGUGGCUGCUGGGUUUCCAUCUGGACAAACUCCUCUAGAAACCAAACUGGCUGAGAUAAGACUAGCUGUGGAGUAUGGUGCCAGGGAGAUUGACAUUGUCAUUAGCAGGAGUCUGGUGCUGACUGGGCAGUGGGAAGGUCUCUACGAUGAGAUCCGUCAGUGCCGUGAGGCCUGUGGAGAAGCUCAUAUGAAAACAAUCUUGGCGACAGGUGAACUGGGGUCCCUUGCUAAUGUCUACAAAGCCAGUAUGAUAGCUAUGAUGGCAG
Acanthisitta chloris (rifleman) is the source of this 730-nucleotide messenger RNA. RefSeq names its product putative deoxyribose-phosphate aldolase. The record is from RefSeq and is a predicted model, not a curated record. Lineage: Eukaryota; Metazoa; Chordata; Aves; Passeriformes; Acanthisittidae. Gene Ontology annotation, cellular component: cytoplasm. Gene Ontology annotation, molecular function: deoxyribose-phosphate aldolase activity. Gene Ontology annotation, biological process: deoxyribonucleotide catabolic process; carbohydrate catabolic process.